Molecule: messenger RNA, 7784 nt
Organism: Vanessa tameamea
Lineage: Eukaryota; Metazoa; Arthropoda; Insecta; Lepidoptera; Nymphalidae
Gene: RhoGAP19D
Product: rho GTPase-activating protein 23
Exons: 24
Coding region: 425-5728 (1767 amino acids)
Biological process (GO): signal transduction
Molecular function (GO): protein binding
Source: RefSeq, a predicted model, not a curated record
CGCAAGCGUAGUUCAAAUUCAUCCGCCAUAUUCGUCGUGUCAGACGAAGUGCAGUGCACGGCUGUGUCAUGUUUUAUCGUAAAAUACAUACAACUCAUGACAUCGAGUCUUUAUUGGUGCUUGUUUUAUAUAGACAACUCUGAAAUAUGCUAUCUGAUGUAGCCCCGAAUGGACACUCGUGUCGCUUGUUGAGAAAUAAACGUGCAACGAACUGUGCAUUCGUGUGUUUAUGAUAACAGCAUUAACAGUAACCGUCGGUCGUGUAUUGUUUUUAUCCGUAACUGGUAUAAAGGUUGAGUGCUAUUAUGCAAGAUAACAUAACCGUGACCUUCGUUUAUGUGACCGUGCUUAAGGUGAUUUUUGAGGUUAAAAUGCAGCUUGGAUUUUGAGCGACUGCGCCGAGCCAUCAGAUUGGCGCGCACCGAUGACGGACGAAUCGGAGGCGGGUCGGCGGGCGCGCGCUCCGCCGGCGCCGCCGCCGCGCCCGAGCGUGCGCCCCGAGCCGCGCCCGCGCAACUUACCUCCCGCGCCGCGGCUUAUCCGUCCCUCCGAACAUCUAGCGAUGGUAGAGCAGGCACGGGAACGGCGACCGCCUCCACUCGUACCCUCGGUUACGGUGGUUCAAGGGCCCUCGAUGUUUCAUGGCCCCAAAAUGGUGCAUAGUCAAACUAUGAUGCAAGGUCCGUCAAUGGUGCAAGGUCCUUCAAUGGUGCAAGGGCCAUCAAAGGUGCAAGGGCCAUCAAAGGUUCAAGGGCCGUCAAAGGUGCAAGGGCCGUCAAAGGUGCAAGGUGGUCCAAUAUUGCAAGGGCCACCGGUGGUGCAAACAAUGCAGCCAAAUAUGCAAGGGCAUGUAGGGUCAGGACCGAGACCGCCACCCCCGCCUCCGGUGCCGCGGCCAUAUGCACCGCCACCCACGCGCAUGCCGACGCCGAUGUCCCACCCUUUGACUAGGUUGCCGCAGCAAAGGAGAGAUAUUCAGCCACCACCGAUUGUUCACGCUCCGCCGAUAGCUCUGCCACCUCCAACCGCUGCUUCAGCGCCACCAGCCUCGCACUGCUCCGCGCCACGAACUAUCGUUAUUCAACGGCCGGACGCGCGGCACGGCUUCGGUUUUACAUUAAGACAUCUCGUUGUUUACCCACCGGAGUCGUUACAGGUAAAUACAGAAUUAUAUGAAGAUGCGCGUCAUCUGGCCGUUGGCGCUGUCGGCGCGCCAAUGGACACGAUCUUCGUAAGGUCGGUACGGCCAGGCGGACCGGCGGCGGCGGCGGGCCUGCGCGCCGGCGACCGCGUGCUGGCCGUCAACGGCGAGCCGGUCGCCUGCGGCAGGUCGCGUGCGCCCUACGCGAGGGUCGUGCAGCUAGCGCAGAGGGAGCCCAGGACGCUCAGGCUCACUGUUGUGCCACGGGAUCACGAUUUGUUGCAAAGGUAUUUCAGUGAAGCGGCAUACAACCCAGAGACAAAUCAACGUCCGAUCGAUAUGCCGGCGGUGACGGAACACGAGUCUCGUCUGUUCGACGCUUACAGACGGCCGCGGCUGCCGGCUCUGCCAGCUCCUCAAGCACCCUCGAGGCAUCGCGAGGAUCCAGAAUACGCGACGGUAGCGCCGCCAUCUAGAUACGAUGGGCCGCGACUACCAACUACACAACAUUAUCUAUUACAUGAUGGCAGACGAGAAUCUGACGCUUCUCUACCAUCAUCAGCAGCGGAGAGCAAAGACAGUCUCGGUUCCUUUGAUUCGAAUUCGACACUCACAGGCCGAGAGCUGGACGACUCGAUUAUCCUCUCCCGAAUACGAAAGAGUCUCGAGCAGAAGGAGGCCUUCCUCAGACGUCCGAGUCAACCUACUGGAUGGGUCACCCCAGACGCCCCACCGCCGAUUAAGCAGAAGGAGUUCUAUGCUAGGCCACAGAAACUACAGAAGCCAGCUUGGCCUCCUCCCGCUUCUUCCCCACCUCUAGCAGCUUCCCCACCACCACCGCUUCACCAGCAGCAGAACCAGGAUCAGAGAAAAGAAGAAUGCGCUACAAGCGUAGACAGUGGGACAUACAGUGGCUACGGUGAAUUGAAUGGAACACAUAAUGAUAAAAAUAGAUUAAAACAAGAUAAAAGUCAAUUCGUAGCGACGUUGUCCAAGAUACACGAAACCUCGCCGAACGCUCAGAGUACGAACGUCGGAACAUUAAGCAACGGAUCAUCUAUAGAGUUCAGAGAAGAAAACGCUUCAUCUAGUAAUCAAGAUAAUAGAUACCCAGUACCUGAGCUCCAGUUGGUCACGGCGCGCACAAGACAGUUGGAAGAAGCGCGUGGAGUGGGCGAGAGACGAACGGAAGUCGCGCGAAGUGAACUCGCCCGCCUUUCAACCACGAGAUUAGAGCCGAGCGUAGCUUUGAGAAGGAAGGAGUUCGAAACACGAACAGUUAGAAGAGAAGCCAGGUCACUGGAUGUACAACCUCAGCAUGAUUUAGAGCAAGAGUCACCACUCCUCGGCGGGAGCCUAUCAGGAAAUCAGUUAAUGAUCACCGGCAGCAAACACCUCCAUUGUCCCCCUCCAGAAGGAUACAUGCCCGAAACAGAAAAGGUUCAAAUGCGAACAAGGUCAAAUAGUACCGGUAGUGAAGGAUUAUCCAUUAGAAGACAUCAUGCCACAGAUGGCAGUCACGCGAAGAGACGAAUGGGGCUGAACAGAGAACAGAUGGAGGCGAUGAACCGCGUGUCGCUGCCGGGCGAGGGCCCGCAGAGGCCGACGCAGCUGAGCCUCGCGCCGCCCUCCCCCUCGGCCUCCACCUCGGCCUCGCCCACGCCCACCACGCCCGCCGACUCAGGUUUUGCUGAUGAUUUGGUGACAAGACGACAGAAGAAAGAUGCGCAACUGGGAGCAGAAGAGGAACGUGCUAUGCGCAGGGUUUCCUAUUUGAAAGCAACUUGGGGUGAUCGACUUCAUUUAGACAGUGAUGUUGAACCCGAUGCCGACCAUCUUGCUCUGAGAAGUGCUUACCGAAAAUGGCGCCCUCCACGUUUCACUGAAGACAUAACACCGCUGCUGCGAAUAUUCGACCCCCACGCCACCCUCCCCGUGCGUCCGGAGAAGAAAGGCGAAGAGGAGGCCGAGAGUACCGAAUCUUUGGAAGCAGAUGUGCAAGGCAAUGUGCAAAUCAAAAUGGUGGUCAGCAACGGAAAGCGCGCAAGUGACAGAUCCUGGAAGCAAGUAUGGGCGGUUCUCCAAGGCACCAAGCUCUAUCUUUACAGACAUCAUCCCACUCAGAGCCCCGGCGCCGUCAGCGGCAAUGCGACAGGCGCAGAGAGCGGCUCACGUGACACGCUUGACGUCCGCUACUCGCUCGCCGCCCUCGCAGACGACUAUACGAAGCGCAAGCAUGUCGUGCGCGUCACUACCGCUGCGGGCGCAGAGUUACUGCUCCAGGCGGAAGGCGCUGCAGAUGCUCAGCGCUGGUUGGCGGCUCUCCGAAGGCAUUCAGCUGAGCCGCCGCCGGGCGAGCCAGCGACAGCACUUCCGCCCGCGCCCGCUUCCGCGCCACCCACCGCCACCACUGCACCCGCCACCGCAGAGUGCCCCUCGCCACUGCCACCGCAACGCACUAAAAAGAUCGGCAGGAACAGGUCGCCUACCGGUCCCCCGACACCAACUCUCCCGUCGUCUCCUAAGAACAAGACGUGGAAGGGUCGCGUGGCGAAGCAGCUGCGACGCAUGCACGGCGGCACGGGCAGCGCGGCGCCCACCGUCGUAGGCUGGCUCGGCGCUCCACUCGAGCGCUGUCCCGCAGAUGCAGAAACUCCCUCUGUGCCCAAAGCCGUCACGCUACCCGCUCAGGCUGUCGAGGCUUACGGGCUCCGCACAGUGGGCGUGUACCGCGUGCCCGGCAACGCGGCGGGCGUGGCGGCGCUGGCGGCGGCGCUGGACCGCGGGGAGCCCCCGCCCGCCUGCGACGCGCGCUGGGCCGACGUGCACGUGGCCUCCAGCCUGCUCAAGGCCUACCUGCGCCGGCUGCCCGACCCCAUCCUCACCAAACAUCUCUACCCCGCUUUCAUCGCGGCCGAUCGUUCGCCGGAAAGAGCGCGCGAGCUACGCCGUCUCGUUCACGCCCUUCCCCCGGCUCACUACGAAACACUGAAGUACCUGAUCCAACAUUUGCGCAAAGUAGUCGCACAUUCUGCUUUUAACAAGAUGGAGGCAAGAAACUUAGCCAUCGUGUUCGGUCCAACGUUGGUACGAGCGGCCAGCGACGACAUGCUCGCUAUGGUCAACGACAUGUCCAGCCAAUGUCGCAUAAUCGAGUCCUUCCUGACACACUACGACUGGUACUUCGAGGAAGAGGAGGGCUCACCACCCGCAGAGCCGCCGCCUGCCUCCGACCAGCUGUCGCCUGCACCCGCUCCCUCGCGCGAUUUGCUCAUACACAACGUCAAGAAGAUUGAAGGGAAAGACGUGUCGACUCGCGACAUCGUGUCCUCGAUAAUAUCGGCGGCCAACCGCAAGAUGCAGCGCAAGCCGCGCAAGAGCGACAAGAAGUGGGAGGACAAGCCGCGCUCGCCCGGCGCCUCCCCCCCGCGCUCCCCGCUGGCCUCGCCCCCCGCGGCGCUUGCGCACUACGACGGCCUGCCGCACUUCCUGCACGAGCGGGAGCCCGACAAAACCGAUAUGGAGACGCUCGGACGUGGGCGGCAAGAGAUCUCGCGACACGCGCACACGCUGAACAACUUCUCCAUCGAUGGAACCGGAGACUUGGUGUCCUCUCUCACGAGCACGUUCGACCAGAAGCUGCGCACUCUGAACAACUCCUCGCCGCUCGACGACGGCAGCAUCCCCUACGCGGACGAGUGCCAGGACGACAACGAGGAGGGCAAGUCCAGCGGCAGCUCGCCCUCCGACGCGGGCUCCGUGCGCGGGGCGUCCCCCGUGCGCGCGCGCGCCGACCAACUCAAGGCGGCCUGGCUGCGCUCCGCCUCCUCCUCCUCCGACGAGCCCGACGCGCGCGCCUGGCCGCCGCCCCGCGCCGCCCGCGCGCCCUCGGCCCCCGCGCCCGCCUCGCCCCCCGCCACGCCGCCGCGCACCGACAACGACUCCGAGAAAGAAAACUGCGGAGCGCCCAAGAAGAGCCCGCGCGACGACCGCCGCGACGACGAGAAGGACGUCGACACGAGAUCGCAGAACUCCAGCGACGCGCUGCCCGACAACGACAAGGGCAUCGAGCGGGCGCUCUACCCGAACUACGGCGCGCAGCGGGCCGGCGCCCCGGACUGCGGCAAGCGCGCCGGCGCCGCCCUCGACUGCGAGGAGGCCGAGCCCGGCGACGGCGAGGUCGACCGCGCGAAGCUGAAGCGCUCCGAGUCGCUGAACAGGGAUCGCGAGCGCAACGAGGCGCGCGUGCUGCGCUCCGAGAGCCUCAACUGCCGCGCGGAGCGGCCGCAGCGCUCCGAGUCGCUGAGCAAGGGCGAGCGGCCGAGCAAGCUCGAGAAGGGCGAGUGGAACGUGGUGCGGCGCCGCGAGGCCGGCGCGUGGCGCUCCACGAAGCUGAAGCGCAAGAACGGCAUGCCCGAGCGCGGCAUCAAGCGGCGCCACACGGUGGGCGGCACGAAGGACUUCGACAAGGACGGCUGGGCGGCGCGCCACACGCGCACGUCGUCGCCCGACCUGUCGGCCGGCGCGUGGCGCGCGUGGGCGCCGCUGGUGCCGCCGCCGCGCCCGCCGCUCGAGUCGCACGUGUGACGCGCCGGCCGCCCGCGCCUCCUGUCGGUGCUUCUUCACUCCCGCGCUGAAAGCGAUGCGACGUCGCGUGCACCUUCGCGCGCCGACCGUGCUAUAUUGUAUAUAUUCUCUGUGACGCUCGACGAGUCGGAUCCGGCUCGCAUCCGGAGACGGUUCGUGGAUGUCGCUGUGAGAGAGGCUAUUAUUGAUUCGAUUAAUUUGACUGAAUAGAUUAAGUCACAAAUUUCUAAAUAUAAAAUAUUGAUCAAAAUAAAACUAAUAAUACUCAGAAUCCUCUGUAACGUGUCGUGUUCGUAUCGCGCAUUUACAAUGUCUACGUGAAUUGAUCGAUAGCAAAGUAACGAAAUUUUAGAUAUUAACGUAUAGUAUAAUGAAUGAUACAGAGCGAAAGUGAUUCGUCUGCAAUUUUAUUGAUUGAAUAGUGCAAUACACAUAUAUUAUAUUGACAAGGAGAAAGUAUACAUAGGUGUUACACGAUUUAUUAGUGGAAGCGAUAAUGAACCUAGCUCACUAAAUAAUGCCAAAGAAUGAUAAAAAAGGUUUCUAUUGAGGAAAUAGUUACGCAAAAUGUAUCACGACGAAGACUAGAUUCAGAUAUCAGUCAGUGAAGAGUAUUCUGCUAUUAGAUGUAAAUACAAUGAAAUAUUAUCAUGAAAAUGGACAUAUUUUCCAUAGUUGUAGAGUUUCGUACGACAGCGUACGCUUUCAUGAAAGUCCACUAAUCUACAAUCAUUCUGUAGAAUGACUCCUUCGGUAGGUGUUGAACUACUUUUAUUGGAGUUGCUGUGGAACUGAAAAUGACUAAGAGUGCAAAAUAAACAGCAUAAUAUAAUUAAAAAUAAGUGCUACUAGUAUGUAAUUAAUAUGAGAAUUAAUUAGGUACGCCCGAGGGCUUAAACAAUUAUAAUAAAUAAGAUAAGUGAUAAGUACCAGACGAAAGGUAUGACCAGAACACUAUAACACCACUUUAUUGAACUAAGGACUGUUUCUAUAAGAUUAAACGUAGGUACUCUUGGAGUUUCAAACGUAGAAAUGAUUUAUCUUAUGGUAUUAUUAAAAUGUUAAACAUACAUGCAUUACAUCACCUACUUGCCUUCGCAUUUAAGCGAUAUCAAUUUUUAAGCACAAUUUUCAAUGAAUAGUAGAUAUUUUAUGAAUUUAAAGUUACCAGCUAGUGGUUCAUUCGGCAAGAAUUACGAUAAUCAUUUCUAGCUAUUAUAUAAUGACGUGUAUAUUUCAUUGCCUUAAAUUUAAAAUUAUCAAAGGCGACUUGUAUUAGUUUAUAUUGUAAAUAAUGAUGCUAUGAGUUUAGACAUGACUAUACACAAUCUAGCAGCUAUCCCUAGCGUAGUGACGAGCGAGUAUCGGAUGUAACAGCUAUACAGCGGUAGCGAUGAAAGUGAUCCCUUAAGCUUUGUAAAAAUUGUACAUUUCUUUUAUCCUUAAUUUAUAUUAAAUUUGUUAUCGUAGCUUUGUUGAAUGCAAUUAUUUUUUAUUGUUUUGUUUAUCAAAGAAAAGUAUUUUUAGGCUAAAUUCAAUUGUUAUUUAUUUACGAAAUGAUGUAAAACGUGAUUCGGCACUUUCUUAUAUAAAAAAAUAAGAUUAGUUUUGUAAAUAUUUUCUGUAAAAUGAUAUUUUAGACUUUCGUUCAUUAUUUUUAAAGAAAAUUUUAAUACCAUCUUUAUGUUAAGACGAUCUCAAGUUUGUUGAAUGUUUGCAAAGCGUUCCUUUUAAAGUUUUAUUUGUAAAUAUAUCAUUAACUGUAGGAACAGUGAAUUUACUAAUUUUACAUCAUACGUAGUAGUAGAGGAUAGUCGGCAGUGAGCGAGCCUCGGUACAUAUAAAACGCGUGUCCGCCAGGACAAGCUCGCCUGUCAGUUUACAAGUGAUUUGUAUUCAAAGUAACCUAUUCAUGCUCUUCGUGUAAUCCGCUAUCAAAUUCAAUAAGCACACUAUUAAAGACAUUUUGCAAAUGUGGUUCAAACCAGAUUUACAUUAUUUGUCAUUGUGUAUAUUUUGGAGAAAUGAAAAUAAAAUAUUAAAUGAAUUUAUAAAA